Hyaloperonospora brassicae is the source of this 378-nucleotide messenger RNA. NCBI's taxonomy places the organism in Eukaryota, Oomycota, Peronosporomycetes, Peronosporales, Peronosporaceae. The record is from the annotation of a GenBank genome assembly.
AUGGAGGGCAGCGACUAUUCGCACUGCGACCUGACCGAUCCGGACUUUGAAGGGCCGCUGACCAAGCGCAGCGUGUGGCUCAAGGAGUGGCGCAAGCGGUACUUCGUGCUGAAGGGCAACAAGCUCUACUUCUGCCGCGCCCAGGGCGAGCCGGCGCACGGCCUCAUUGACUUGGCCGACUGUUUGACGGUCAAGUCGGCCGAAGAGAAGACGAACAAGCGCUUCUGCUUCGAGGUGGCGACACCUGAUUCCACGUUUUACAUGUACGCCGAAGACGAGAAGCACAAGGACGAGUGGAUUGCCGCGAUCGGUCGCGCGAUCGUCAAGUUUUCGACCUCGUUCGUGGGCGAGCAGGACGACGACAACGACGUCAAGUAG